AGAAAUGCAAAAAGAAAAAAUACUUUAAUCUCUUUAUACCAAUUACAGGGAGCAAGAUCUGUGACUGUGUACUUCCCUGAAGCACAAUGGUUCGACUACUAUACUGGUCUCAAAGUGCCAAAUGCCUGGAAGAAGAACUAUGCUACUGUGUCUGCCCCACUGACCAAGAUUCCUCUGUUCAUCCGUGGAGGAUACAUUCUGCCACAACAGCAACCAGCCACAACCACCACCGAGAGCCGCCUGAACCCAUUUGGACUCAUUAUUGCCCUGGAUGAACAAGGACAAGCUUCUGGGUCUCUCUUCUGGGAUGAUGGUGAUUCCAUUGAUACUAUUGAAAAUGACAACUACUUCUUGGCUAAAUAUACAUUCAACAAGGGAAGCCUGAAGACAGAGAUAGUUAAAAAUGGCUACCGUGGAGCUGACACUCUGAAGUACAACAAAAUUACCAUUCUUGGCCUGAAACUGAGACCUCAAGCUGUUUCUGUGAAUGGAAGAUCCAUCCGUGGAGAAGCUUUCUCUUUUGAGAUGAGUGGGAAACUGACUCUGAGGAUUUCUGCUCCACUUACUGAGGAACUCAACAUCAAGCUUUACUAGAAUGGUCAGAACACACUCCCUUAAUUUAGCAUUCUUGACCCUCAGAUAUUGAUCUCACUUUGAUUUUAAUGUAAAAAAAAAAGGUGAUUAAAACAUUGUUUUUGGCCCUGAGGAGUAA
Molecule: messenger RNA, 712 nt
Organism: Malurus melanocephalus (red-backed fairy wren)
Lineage: Eukaryota; Metazoa; Chordata; Aves; Passeriformes; Maluridae
Product: sucrase-isomaltase, intestinal-like
Exons: 6
Molecular function (GO): alpha-1,4-glucosidase activity
Source: RefSeq, a predicted model, not a curated record